UGUAUCUGCGAGAGGAACGACGUGGCACUGUGUCGGGUGGCAGUGUGACUCUGUGGCUGUGCAGUGGCUCUCAGUGGCUCCGAGUCGACGCGUGGAAAGACCAACCCAGCCAACUCCCGCCUCGCUAAGAACGCGUCGCUCACUCCCGUCGCCAUCUCUCCAGGAAACCAAGAUGGCGAACCUAGCGUCUACUGUUGCGAUGCUUCUAGCGGUUUCUGCUAUCGUCUUCCUAGCGGUGAGCAACAAGCGCGUGAACGAGGCGGCGCUCGCGAAUAAAGUGGAGGUGGAGAGAAGAGUUGCUGAAAAAGACGAUGACAUCAAGAACUGCCAGACAUCUGUCAGCGAGAAGUCCAACCAGAUCUCGGCCCUGAAGACAAAGGUGGACGGGGUCAAGGAACAAGUGAAGCAAGUUCAAGCCGAGAUUAACCCUAUCGCCGGAGUCAGCGAGAAGGAAGUCGAGGCACUGUCGCAAGAACUCGCCGCACUGCAGACGAAGUUUGAGGAAGUUAACGCUCAAAUAGCCGGCCUGGGGAGCACCUCGACCUUAGGCACUACGGUGUAAAUUCAACCCUUUUCGAAGUUGCUCCUGGAAGGCAGUGGGAAGUUUGUGCAGGGGAGGAAUGAAGGGAAGAAAGAAAGAAUGGAAAUAGGAAUGAAAGAAAGAAAGGAAGGAAAGUAGGGAAUGUAGAAGGAAUGAAUGAGAAAAAAGAAAGGAAGGAAGGAAUGAAGGAAAAAGAGGGAAAGAAAUUAUGAAUUAUUGCCUGUGGUCCGCGACCUCUUGUACUAUUAAUUUAUUUUUUACUCGAAAGACACACACGGUUUAUUUUGUGUGUGUGUGCAUGUGAGUGUGCAUGUGAGUGUGUGAGUGUGUAUGUGAGUGUGUGAGUGCAUGUGAGUGUGUGAGUGUGCG
Messenger RNA from Penaeus vannamei (Pacific white shrimp), 910 nucleotides. RefSeq names its product keratin, type II cytoskeletal 1. The record is from RefSeq and is a predicted model, not a curated record. NCBI's taxonomy places the organism in Eukaryota, Metazoa, Arthropoda, Malacostraca, Decapoda, Penaeidae.